Messenger RNA from Egretta garzetta (little egret), 4083 nucleotides. RefSeq names its product olfactory receptor 1019-like. The transcript is spliced from 2 exons. Gene Ontology annotation, cellular component: membrane. The record is from RefSeq and is a predicted model, not a curated record. Lineage: Eukaryota; Metazoa; Chordata; Aves; Pelecaniformes; Ardeidae. Gene Ontology annotation, molecular function: odorant binding; olfactory receptor activity; G protein-coupled receptor activity. Bases 3118 to 4083 code for a protein of 321 amino acids. Gene Ontology annotation, biological process: G protein-coupled receptor signaling pathway; sensory perception of smell.
UGGAAACUUUCUCUUCUUGUACCAAGUCCUUCAGAAGUGCCUUCUUCCAGAAACAACUGUGUGGGAGUCAUCACUCAACUUUAACAAUUAAAAGUUACUUGUUGAAGCCUAACUUCUGGGAUACUCCUGUAACCCAUGUAGAGGAAUAAUCAUUCAAAUCCUCAAAAGUAUCUAGAGCACAAACAUCUAUAUUUAGGCUGCCACAGACAUUGCUUAUCUGAGUUCAGGAGAGGACUGCGUAUCUCUUCUGAUCCAGCUGUGCUUUCGGAGACUAGUCAUGUGUCUAAUAUUAAUCAACUCUCUAGCAUUAAUCAAUAUCUCAGAUGACUACAGACUGUAAAUCAGUAAAAAUACGUCUUAGUGGUCCAACAAGGAAGACUGCCAACAGUGUAAACUAUCUUUAGAUCAAAUAAGGAGAACACGGACUGGAAUUCACCUUGCACGUAUUGGUAUCGUUUUGCAAGGGCCAGCAAAAAUUUGAAAUUGUGAUUACCCUCCCUUCAAGUCAGCUCCUUCUAGUGCUCAUGUAAAGGCUGAUCCCUUCACGAGGCCAGCAAUCCUCUGCGGCCUCUCGCUCUGUGUGACCCCACCGCUUGGAGGAUCUGUGGCCAGAGAGAAAAAUGUCAUCUGUGUAAAAACACCACGAAAAGAAAGCUCCAACUUACUGUCAAAAUAAAUGAUACCAUUACCUAGAGAAGACUAUGAAUCCUCUGCUUAGGUUCUAGAGGGUUUUUUCAUUAUUGUUUUGGGGUUUUUUUUCCCCUAACGAGCUCUGUGUUCAUGAACCAAAGACCUCAGCAGGCUUCAACCGUUGCAUCACUCAGUGGGGCCCCCCUGGGACACCCACAGCACUUAAAGGGAGGUGGAUUGCGAAGCCCUUGCCAUUCCCCUGCUGACUGCAUGGGCCGUCUCACCCGUAGUCAGUGCUAGAUGGGGGGAACGUGCCAACAGCUUGCUUGAUCCUGUAGGCAGGGCUUCUCUAAGUGCCACUGGGUGACCACCUUUCUAGCAGCAUUUGUUCCCGAGGAAAAGAAGGCAUCAUUUUUUAAUAUUCAUUUCCAAGGUAGGAAACGUACCCAUAGCCUGAAAUACUGCAAAAUCUGACAGACUGUGAAUUGUGUCACUGCUUUGUUCUCUAACCUUACUCUGUACUUUAAAUCUUGCACACAGAAUGCUCAUAAUUGCAGCCUGUGCUUACCUCCGGUAAAAAAAAAUUUAAUUAAUUUUCAUCUAAGGAAUGCUGAAAGUAAAGUCUACAAAAAAAAAUAAUGCAGUCAUGGAGAGGACAGUUGUUUUGACCUGAGCUGGAUUUGUUUUCUUAUUUCAAAAAAUAGGAGGGCAAAUACUUGUGAAUGUCCAUGUGGCUUCUUUUCCAAAGAUGUGGAGACUUUUGGACUCUUGAUCCUGGAAGUUUGUACUUAGAGUGAGAAGCGACAUUCAGGUCAGUGCUUCACAAGAGAGGUCUCUGCCCUCAGCUGGGGCAGAUCUACAAUAGCUGUGAUUCGGCCAUUCUCUGUGGUUACAGCAGAUGCAGAAUUGGUUUAAGUCUUAAUCCGAAACCACCAAAAUCCACAGAAGUUCUAAUACUGGCUUGAUGAGCACUGAAACAUGGGGUUAUGGGAAAAGAAUCAUUUAAAAGCAUCAACUUGUCCUACAGACUAUGGCGUUGGUCGCUCCAAAUAGUCCAACUGACUUAUUGAAUUUCCUAUAGCACAGAAAAUUGUUAACCAAGCAAGCUGUUGUGCUCUGCAGGUCACUGCUAAUGAGUUGAACUACUGUGACUCAACGUGCACUCUUAAUUACUCUCGAUACAAUGCAAAUAGCAACGGCUGAAAAGGUAUUUCAGUCAUUCAGUCAGCAGCUCCACCUUACAAGCUCAGGCGUUCAUUUAAUACACCUGCAAUUAACAGCUCUCAUCUGCAGAACUCUAACCAGAAAUGCCAAAACAAGGCCACAAUCUGGAAAGACGAGAGGCAUUUUUCUUGAAGUCUACGUUUUAAAAGAGGUGAAAAGGUAAUGAUGGGGUUAUAGGAUUCUUUCCUGUGUUGCACCCGUAGACAAGCCCUUACUUGAUGAGCCUAUAAAGUCUGAUUUGUCUGGCUAAAUAUUAUCCUCAGCGGAGGCGGAGGUCUACAGUUUAUCGAAUUGUUGUGUGCUCUUUACAAGCACUGAUGAGAAACCAGCACCUCUGAGAGGCAAUUCUGUUCACCCCAAAGUAAGCAGACGUUUUAAGUAGCUUACAUGAAUUUUGCCUUAAAGUGCCCAUUUCUAUAUGUAAAUGAAGCCUCAAGUGGCUACCCCAGACGUAGCAUCCACCUAGGUAAAGUGUGGCAAGACAGAGUCUGUCUUCAGCGUCAGCUCCUACGUUUCUUUCAAUUCAUAUGCAACUCCUUUCUUAACGUUGGACAAAGCAAGUGUGGUUUUGUCAGGACAGACUGAUGGACUUGCCGCCUGCCAUUGGCAUGAACAGGUUCAGGGACGCAGGGUGAGGCCCCGUGACUACACUGCCCCGUCUCCUCCUUUGACUUGUUAUGCUUGGAAUCAGCAUUUUGGGAUUUUUAACAUAAACUGCUUUUCUACAUCUUGUCAUUUGUUUAUUUAUUUUUUGUUAAAUUUGGGGGUGUCUUCCUAUGAGGACUUCUCAGAACUGCACUGGCCAACUUCACUGUCAUCCUUAGAAGCCGAGAGCAAUUUAUUACUCCACUAUUUGAGAACAACAGAGCAGAGAACCAGAAUCAUCCUGUUAUUCCUCCUAGGCACCAUGGACACAGAUGAGCAGUUGAGAAAAUUUAGCAAUAGAACUAAGCAGGAAAGAGUUAGAAAAAGCUCAGAAUGGAUAACAAGUUUCUGCUCUUCCCUGGAACCAUUUCAGCAAUGGAACAAAAGUAACCCUCCUUUAAGAGGGUCAUUAAAGAAGUGUUAGAUGGAUAACAGCGAGCGUCUCAAGGGAACCUAGCAGACCCCUAGGUUUCCAUUAAAGUAAAGCAGCACCCUAUUUUCUUUUACUACAUUCCUGCCUGGCGUUUCCAGCAUCAUAUUGACUUAUUCUUCUCUCCAGAAUCGUAACUUGUGUUCUUUAAUUUUUCUCCCUCUUAAAGAUUCAGGUUCAUUAAGGGAAUGGUCAGAAGAAAUGAGACAACUGUGGAUGAGUUCAUUCUCUUGGGAAUCACAGAUAUUUGGGAGCUGCAGGUCAUUCUCUUUCUGCUGUUCCUUCUGAUCUGCCUCACCUCAUUGGUGGGGAAUCUUGGCAUGAUUGCAUUAAUCAGGCUUGACUCUCGACUCCACACCCCCAUGUACUUCUUCCUCUGCCACCUCUCUCUGGUAGACCUAGGUAAUUCCUCAGCAGUUGCUCCCAAAAUGCUAGUGAGCUUCUUUGAAGAAAGGAAGCCCAUCUCUCUGCCAGGCUGUGCAGCCCAAAUGUACUUUUGUGGCGUCUGCAUAAUCACCGAGUGUUACCUGCUGGCUGCCAUGGCCUACGACCGGUACGUGGCCAUCUGUAACCCUCUGCUCUAUGUGGCCACCAUGUCUCAAAAGGUUUGUGUCCAACUGGCCGUGGGAUCCUACAUAGUAGCUACUGUGAAUGAAAUAAUGCUUGUCAGCUCGGUGUUCAGCCUGCACUUCUGUGGCCCUAAGGUCAUCAAUCACUUCUUCUGUGACAUUCCUCCGGUCCUGAAACUUUCCUGCUCCAGUACUGCUGUCAACGAGCACAUGCUUUUUACCAUCGCUGCAUUUAUUGCACUCAGCACUUUGGGAUUCAUUGUUGUCUCUUAUGGUUAUAUCCUUACCGCUGUCCUGAGGAUCUGCUCCCCAGAGGGCAGGCACAAAGCUUUCUCCACCUGUGCCUCACAUCUGACAUCAGUCUCGGUUUUUUAUGGGACUAUGAUCUUCAUGUACCUCCGCCCCAGUUCUAGCUACUCCCUGGACCAGGACAAGGUGGUAUCCGUUGCCUACACCCUGGUGAUUCCCAUGCUGAACCCCCUGAUCUACAGCCUGAGGAACAUGGAGGUGAAGGAUGCUCUCAAGAGACUCCUAGGAAAAGUUCGUGUUUAUUUUAGAAAUCAAACUGGUAAAGAGGUGUCAUAA